This is a messenger RNA of Pan troglodytes (chimpanzee), 2710 nucleotides long. It is a transcript of the gene EVL, whose product is annotated as Enah/Vasp-like. The transcript has 14 exons. Bases 1001 to 2212 code for a protein of 403 amino acids. NCBI's taxonomy places the organism in Eukaryota, Metazoa, Chordata, Mammalia, Primates, Hominidae. Gene Ontology annotation, cellular component: cytoskeleton. Gene Ontology annotation, molecular function: SH3 domain binding; profilin binding; actin binding. The record is from RefSeq and is a predicted model, not a curated record. Gene Ontology annotation, biological process: actin polymerization or depolymerization; positive regulation of actin filament polymerization; protein homotetramerization.
AUUGUUUUUAUUGUUUCUGUUUCACAGAAGGAGAGAGUAACUUGACAAGAGACAUAGCCAGUGAGUGAUAGACCCAGGACUUGAACCUGUGCCUCCUGACCACAGAUGCUUUGCCCUUUUGCUCUUACGCCUGAAUUAGAGCUGCCUCUGUCCUCAGGGACUGAUAGGGAGUGAAGAAGACAGCACUCACAGAAAUGAGGAGGCGACUGGCUGUGAGGACCCUGCAGCACAGAGAGUAAUAAGCAUAGACAGGAGGGGCAGUAAGAGUUGAGAAGUUGGGGACUGUCAGGGAAGACCUCAAAGAGAAAGUGGGAUCUCAGGUGAACUUUAAAGAAUAGGGAUGAUUUUUUAGAAGGCACUGGCAGGCAUCACAGGCAACCAGUCACCCAGCGGCUGCUCUGGGUGCUAGGGACACAGUGGUAAACAAGACAGGCAGUCUUGUCCUCAAACUGAGGGCAGAGUAGGGAGGCAGAAUAUAGUCAAGAAACCAUCAACAAGAGAUGUGAAAACAAUAGAGCAGUGUGGUAGAGAAUGACUGGGCCACGCCUUAGCCAGUGCCCUCUGUGGGGACAUGAGGCAGCCAUGCUAAAAUCUGAAGAUUUUGGGGUGGAAAGGGCAGCAAGUAUCCUCAGCUGGGGACGAGGCCCUGAAAUAGGAACGGUUUGGUGGGUUCAAGGGUCAAGAAAAAUACAGAGGCUGGAGCAACAUGAAGAAAGAAGAGUGAAGGCAAAUAAGGGCACAGAAGGCUUUAUCAGGCCCAAUGGCAAAGCCUGCGAGCUGUGCUGAAUUUAGCGCGUAUGUCAGAAUUUAGUUAGGGGAAGCCUUUGGAGGGAGGGUUUGAAGCAAAGGGAAAGACAUCUCAUAGAAGCUUAAGAAAAUCACUCUGGGCCCUGUGUGGAUAAUGGCUGGCAGUGUGGCAAGAAUGGAGGCAGGAUGACCUCUUGGGAGGCUACCGCAGUCAUCCAGUGAACAGAGUAUCUGCCAAGCCCGGGCUUCCGUGAUGGUCUACGAUGACACCAGUAAGAAAUGGGUACCAAUCAAACCUGGCCAGCAGGGAUUCAGCCGGAUCAACAUCUACCACAACACUGCCAGCAACACCUUCAGAGUCGUUGGAGUCAAGCUGCAGGAUCAGCAGGUUGUGAUCAAUUAUUCAAUCGUGAAAGGGCUGAAGUACAAUCAGGCCACGCCAACCUUCCACCAGUGGCGAGAUGCCCGCCAGGUCUACGGCUUAAACUUUGCAAGUAAAGAAGAGGCGACCACGUUCUCCAAUGCAAUGCUGUUUGCCCUGAACAUCAUGAAUUCCCAAGAAGGAGGCCCCUCCAGCCAGCGUCAGGUGCAGAAUGGCCCCUCUCCUGAUGAGAUGGACAUCCAGAGAAGACAAGUGAUGGAGCAGCACCAGCAGCAGCGUCAGGAAUCUCUAGAAAGAAGAACCUCGGCCACAGGGCCCAUCCUCCCACCAGGGCAUCCUUCAUCUGCAGCCAGCGCCCCCGUCUCAUGUAGUGGGCCUCCACCGCCCCCACCACCCCCAGUCCCACCUCCACCCACGGGGGCUACCCCACCUCCCCCACCCCCACUGCCAGCCGGAGGAGCCCAGGGGUCCAGCCACGACGAGAGCUCCAUGUCAGGACUGGCCGCUGCCAUAGCUGGGGCCAAGCUGAGAAGAGUCCAACGGCCAGAAGACGCAUCUGGAGGCUCCAGUCCCAGUGGGACCUCAAAGUCCGAUGCCAACCGGGCAAGCAGCGGGGGUGGCGGAGGAGGCCUCAUGGAGGAAAUGAACAAGCUGCUGGCCAAGAGGAGAAAAGCAGCCUCCCAGUCAGACAAGCCAGCCGAGAAGAAGGAAGAUGAAAGCCAAACGGAGGAUCCUAGUACCUCCCCCUCUCCGGGGACCCGAGCAGCCAGCCAGCCACCUAACUCCUCAGAGGCUGGCCGGAAGCCCUGGGAGCGGAGCAACUCGGUGGAGAAGCCUGUGUCCUCGAUUCUGUCCAGAACCCCGUCUGUGGCAAAGAGCCCCGAAGCUAAGAGCCCCCUUCAGUCGCAGCCUCACUCUAGGAUGAAGCCUGCUGGGAGCGUGAAUGACAUGGCCCUGGAUGCCUUCGACUUGGACCGGAUGAAGCAGGAGAUCCUAGAGGAGGUGGUGAGAGAGCUCCACAAGGUGAAGGAGGAGAUCAUCGACGCCAUCAGGCAGGAGCUGAGUGGGAUCAGCACCACGUAAGGGGCCAGCCUCGCUGCGCUGAUUCGUCGAGCCCAUCCGGCGACAGAGGACAGCCAGAAGCCCAGCCAGCCCCAGACUCCAGUGCACCAGAGCACGCACGGGAGCCUGGGCGCGCUGCUGUGAAACGUCCUGACCUGUGAUCACACAUGACAGUGAGGAAACCAAGUGCAACUCCUGGGUUUUUUUAGAUUCAGCCUGACACGGAACACCAGAUCUGCUCGUCUUUUUUGUGUUUUAUAUUUGCUUAUUUAAGGUACAUUUCUUUGGGUUUCUAGAGACGCCCCUAAGUCACCUGCUUCAUUAGACGGUUUCCAGGUUUUCUCCCAGGUGACGCUGUUAGCGCCUCAGCUGGCGGUGACAGCCGGCCCAGCGUGGCGCCACCACACACCGCAGAGCUGUCCAGGCACAGCUCCGUCCCCAGCGCUCAUGGUGUUGAAACUGUCUGUCAUGCACCACGGUGUCUGUGUCCACACAGUAAUAAACGGUUUACUGUCCGCA